Hydra vulgaris (swiftwater hydra) is the source of this 1518-nucleotide messenger RNA. Its product is annotated as 52 kDa repressor of the inhibitor of the protein kinase-like. Lineage: Eukaryota; Metazoa; Cnidaria; Hydrozoa; Anthoathecata; Hydridae. The record is from RefSeq and is a predicted model, not a curated record. Gene Ontology annotation, molecular function: protein dimerization activity.
AUGCUUGCAAAAUUUGAUCCUGUGAUGCAAAAGCAUUUAGCACUUGCAAUAAAAGGUGACUCUUUAAACCAUUAUUGCGGAAAAAAUAUUCAAAAUGAGUUAAUUGAUUUAAUGUCUCAAAAGGUUAAUGAUGAAAUAAUAAACCGAGUCUUGAAAGCCGUUUACUAUUCAAUCAUUGCUGAUUGUACACCUGAUAUUUCUAGAAAAGAACAACUUUCUCUUACUAUUCGAACUGUUGACUUGUCAUUAGACAUUAGAGUGGAAAUUAAAGAGUACUUUUUAGGAUUCUUUUCUGUUUCUGAUUCUACAGGCUUAGGACUUACUGAGGUUUUAAUCGAGUUGCUAACUAAGCAUGGACUUGAAAUCUCUAGCUGCAGAGGUCAAGGGAUUUUAAAUCUUAAUCCUUUAGCAUUAUAUGUUCCUUGCGGCAACCAUAGCUUAAAUUUCGUAAUAAGUGACUCUGCACGGUCUUCAGUAAAAUCUAUAGCUUUUUUCGAAACGCGGUGGGAAGCAAAAAUAAGUAGUGUUAAAGCCAUUCGUAAUCAAGUUAGUGAUGUACAUGACGCUUUGAUAGCAUUGUCAGAAAUUGAAGGAUGUAAUCCUGAAACUGCACAUGAAGCGAUAACUCUAGGAGAGCAAUUAAAAGAUUUUAGCUUUCUUGUCUCUUUAAUUGUCUGGUAUGACGUUCUUUUUCAAGUCAAUAUUGUUAGUAAAACUCUUCAAGAAAAAGACAUGGACAUCACUCAAUGUGCAAAGUUAUUGAAAAGCUGUUGUUCAUUUUUAGAAAACUAUAGAAAAUGUGGUUUUAAAGAUGCAAUUAUAAAAGCAAAGGAUUUGGCUAUAGAAUUACAAAUGGAGCCUGUUUUUAAACCACUUAAAAGAAUAAUACGAGUGAAACGCCAUUUUGACGAACCAGCCCAAGAUGGGAUUUAUUUAUUUUCUCCUGAAAAAAAAUUAGAAAUCGAUUUCUUCAAUCCUCCUUUAGACACAUCUUUAAUUUCAAUGAGAGAAAGAUUUAUACAGUUGGAGAAUUAUUCCGAAGUUUGGGGUUUUUUGUAUAAUGUCGAUAGUUUGCAAAAAAGAGAAGAAAUUCUAAAAUCAUGUUUAGCUCUUCAAAGUAAACUUACCGUAAAUCUAAAAUCGGACAUUAAUGGUAUUCUCCUUUGCGAUGAACUGAUGAGCAUUAAACCUUUUCUUUCUGAAAUGGUCAAUGAUAAAAUUACUCCUAUUAUUGUUUUAAACUUAAUAAAACAGCACAAAAUGCAAGAUUUGUAUCCAAACACAUGGAUUGCAAUGCGAAUUUUGCUAACAAUACCUGUCACUGUAGCGAGUGUAGAAAGAAGCUUUUCUAAAAUGAAACUAAUAAAAACCUAUCUGCGGUCAACAAUGUCGCAGGAUAGACUUUCAAGUUUAGGAACCCUAUCGAUUGAAAAGAAUAUUGUUGAAAAUCUUGAUUUUUCAACCCUAAUCAAAGAUUUUGGUGAUAAGAAGGCUCGUAAGAUUAAUUUAAAAAAUUAA